Molecule: messenger RNA, 1279 nt
Organism: Chanos chanos (milkfish)
Lineage: Eukaryota; Metazoa; Chordata; Actinopteri; Gonorynchiformes; Chanidae
Gene: prkar1aa
Product: protein kinase, cAMP-dependent, regulatory, type I, alpha (tissue specific extinguisher 1) a
Exons: 11
Coding region: 87-1226 (379 amino acids)
Biological process (GO): negative regulation of cAMP-dependent protein kinase activity
Cellular component (GO): cytosol; cAMP-dependent protein kinase complex
Molecular function (GO): protein kinase A catalytic subunit binding; cAMP-dependent protein kinase inhibitor activity; cAMP binding
Source: RefSeq, a predicted model, not a curated record
AAGAGCGAAGGAUUGUUGGUGUCUGAGUCAGAAAGUACGAACAGCAACGAAACAGAGUUUUUAGCGACUCAGGUCUUGGGUUCAGCAUGGCGUCUGGCAGUACGAGCAGUGAGGAGGAGAGGAGCCUGCGUGAGUGUGAGCUCUAUGUGCAGAAACACAACAUCCAGCAGCUGCUGAAGGACUGUAUCGUCCAGCUGUGCACCUCCAGGCCCGACCGACCCAUGGCCUUCCUCAGAGAGUACUUUGAGCGACUGGAGAAGGAGGAGGCCAAACAGAUCCUCAGCCAGCAGAAGUCAAACUCCCGUUCAGACUCGCGUGAAGACGAGAUCUCUCCUCCCAUGAACCCGGUGGUGAAGGGGCGUCGACGCCGAGGGGCCAUCAGCGCUGAGGUCUACACAGAGGAGGACGCCGCCUCCUACGUCAGGAAGGUCAUUCCUAAAGACUAUAAGACAAUGGCAGCCCUGGCCAAAGCCAUUGAGAAGAACGUGCUGUUUUCUCACCUAGAUGACAAUGAACGAAGUGAUAUAUUCGAUGCCAUGUUCUCUGUGACCUACAUCGCUGGAGAAACUGUCAUUCAGCAAGGGGAUGAGGGUGAUAACUUCUAUGUCAUUGACCAAGGAGAAAUGGACGUGUAUGUGAAUAAUGAGUGGGUUACCAGCAUCGGCGAGGGCGGGAGUUUUGGUGAACUGGCCCUGAUCUACGGCACUCCCAGAGCAGCCACCGUCAGAGCCAAGACCAACGUCAAGCUGUGGGGAAUUGACAGAGACAGCUACCGGAGAAUACUCAUGGGAAGCACGCUCAGGAAGAGAAAGAUGUAUGAGGAGUUCCUCAGCAAAGUCUCUAUUUUAGAGUCUCUGGAUAAGUGGGAGAGACUGACGGUGGCAGAUGCUCUGGAGACAGUUCAGUUUGAGGACGGCCAGAAGAUCGUGGUGCAGGGAGAACCUGGAGAUGAAUUCUUCAUCAUCCUGGAGGGUUCUGCCGCAGUGUUGCAGCGACGGUCAGAGAAUGAGGAAUUUGUGGAGGUCGGAAGGCUGGGUCCCUCUGACUACUUUGGUGAAAUUGCUCUGCUGAUGAAUCGGCCCCGUGCUGCCACUGUGGUCGCACGCGGUCCUCUGAAGUGCGUAAAACUUGACCGACCCCGGUUCGAACGUGUUCUCGGCCCCUGUUCGGACAUACUGAAGAGAAACAUCCAGCAGUACAACAGCUUUGUGUCCUUGUCCGUCUGAGGAGCUUCACGCCCUCCUCCUCCUCUACCACAGGGUCCACCAGUGCAAAUCUG